This is a messenger RNA of Cataglyphis hispanica, 826 nucleotides long. Its product is annotated as NPC intracellular cholesterol transporter 2 homolog a-like. The record is from RefSeq and is a predicted model, not a curated record. Gene Ontology annotation, biological process: sterol transport. Gene Ontology annotation, molecular function: sterol binding. The transcript has 4 exons. Lineage: Eukaryota; Metazoa; Arthropoda; Insecta; Hymenoptera; Formicidae. Bases 44 to 511 code for a protein of 155 amino acids.
CACGCAGCGACAUUAAUAUUCACGUUAAAGUCGUGGAAGCAACAUGAUACGAAAAGAUGUUGCUUUUUCGCUAUUAUGCGUCCUGUCGUGUUGCAUAGUAUCUUCUCUUGCUUUCGUUUUCGAAGAUUGUGGUUCAGAGUUAGGUAAGUUCAAUGAGAUAUCGAUCUCGAGCUGUGACUUAUCCGAAGAAAAAUGCUCGAUAUUCCGUGACAGCGACGUACAUCUGUCCUUGAAAUUUACACCAAGUGUAGAUGUCUCGAAAAUCGAAGCACGCGUAUUUGGUAUCUUAGGCAAUGUGCCUGUGCCUUUUCCCUUAGAAAAGCCUGAUGUAUGCAAUGACGCGAAUUCCGGAAUUAAUUGUCCUUUGAAAAAGGAUCAAGAAGCUGAAUACAAAGCUACGUUCUUUGUGGAAAAAACUAUUCCAGCGUUGAGUCUUGAAGUUAUGUGGGAGUUUAGAAAUGAAAAAGAUGAGAAGAUAAUAUGUGUAAAAUACCCGGUGAAGAUUAAGUAAAACUAAGCUGGCAUUUUUAUAGCAACUAUGAGAGAUUAUUGCGCUCCAAUAUUGAAAUGAAUACGUUUUAUAUAUAUUUUCAACGCACAUUUUGACGUAAAGCACAUUAAAAUUAUGGAAUAAUUAAAUGAUAGAGAAAAAUCUCUCUUUCCUUAAUCCUAUAAGAUAGAGUAUUUUAACAGCAGAGCUUAAAUAUAAACAAUUUCUAAUAUAUGUAGUACUACAGAAACAAAAAUACACGUUUUAUCUUUUACGCAACUGUCAAAAAAUAACAAGAAAUUUUUGUACUAACGCUAUAUUCUUGAAUAUAAUGCC